Chenopodium quinoa (quinoa) is the source of this 534-nucleotide messenger RNA. RefSeq lists its product as uncharacterized. Lineage: Eukaryota; Viridiplantae; Streptophyta; Magnoliopsida; Caryophyllales; Amaranthaceae. The transcript is spliced from 2 exons. Bases 26 to 499 code for a protein of 157 amino acids. Gene Ontology annotation, molecular function: DNA binding; transposase activity. Gene Ontology annotation, biological process: DNA transposition. The record is from RefSeq and is a predicted model, not a curated record.
GCCAGAGCCACCACUAUUCUUGAGGAUGUAUGUGUGCCUUUCCCCACUGGUAAGGGGUUUCUUAAAAGGUUGUAGGCCUUUAAUAGGGGUGGAUGGAUGCCAUUUGAAGGGCUCCUACCCUGGUCAGAUUCUGGUGGCAGUGGGAAAGGAUGGGAACAACAACAUCUACCCCUUUGCAUGGGCUACUGUAGAGGUGGAGAACAAAGAAACUUGGUGCUGGUUCUUGGAGUGUUUGAAACAAAGUUUGGAUGACUUGGCAAUGGGAGGUGGCUUCACUUACAUGUCAGAUAGGCAGAAGGGCCUUCUUGAGGCAUUUGAGGAGGUGGUGCCCUUUGCUGAGAAGAGGUUUUGUGUGAGACACAUAUGGGCAAACUUCAAAUUACAGUUCACAGGGUCCACAUUCAAAGAGUUGUUUUGGAAUGCUGCUAGAGCUACAGUAUGGGUAUGCUCUGUUCUUUGUUUGUUUAUUAGUAUGGCAUUAGCUCAUUUUUUGUGGUAAAUCCAGAUGUGAUUAGUUUAUAAGCAUAACUUUGU